Gossypium raimondii (Peruvian cotton) is the source of this 1893-nucleotide messenger RNA. Its product is annotated as disease resistance protein At4g27190-like. NCBI's taxonomy places the organism in Eukaryota, Viridiplantae, Streptophyta, Magnoliopsida, Malvales, Malvaceae. The transcript is spliced from 4 exons. The record is from RefSeq and is a predicted model, not a curated record. The coding region runs from base 601 to 1509 and encodes 302 amino acids.
UUAGAAGAGUUACCAGAAAAGGAGCAAUGGAGUCCGGAUAUUGAGAAAGUGUCACUUACGUAUAACUCCAUAUCAGAAAUUUCCAUAGAUGUGCUACCCACAAAAUGCUAACUGCUCACAACGUUGUUAUUGCAGAACAACCUUAUAAAGAAGAUCCCAUAUUCUUUCUUCACAAACAUGCCUUGUCUUAGUGUUCUCAAUUUGUCCUUCACAAGGAUCGAGAGUUUACCAAAUUCCAUCUCUGAACUAAAGAACCUCACAACAUUGUUGCUUGUUGGCUGUAAUGAAUUAAGAGAUCUGCCAUGUCUUUCGAUGCUUCAAGAAUUGAAGAAGUUGGACCUUAAUCAGACUGAAAUUGAGGAAGUACCUGAAGGCAUGGAUAUGCUGAUAAAGCUAAGAUAUCUUGAUCUUCAAGUGUUCACUCUGAAAGGGAUACCCGCUGGACUUUUACCAAAACUCGUUCACCUUCAGCACUUGGUUUUUCAUCAUAAAAAUGAAAAAACAAGUCUAAAAGCAGAGGAGAUGGAACCAUUGAAGAAGUUGGAAUGCUUUACAUGACAUUUCGAAGACAUCAGUGAAUUCAAUAAGUUCAUCUCCUCGAUGCAACAAAGUAAGAAAAAUCUCAUCAAGUACCAUUUACAAGUGGGCUCAUCUUUUAUGCUUGCUACAAGAGAUAAAGCAGUAACAAUUGGAGGAGUCCAGAAUUGGGAAGGUGAGUUAAUUAUGCACCCAAUUGAAAUUCAAGAGUUGAAUAUUUUAAAGUGCGACUAUUCGAGAAACUUAUUCGAUGAUAAUUCUUCCUUCAAAAGUGCGAUUGACUUGAGGGUUUGUAGGGUUUGGGAGUGUGAAGGGAUAGAGUGUGUUGUUUCCCUGUCCUCGUUUGCCUCUUCUUCUGCUCAUCCAUUUCAGAGCCUCGAGGUGUUAGAUCUUGGAGUUCUGCCAAACUUGAGUGCCCUUAUUAUGAAAGAUGCAGAAAUAGGUUCAGCAACAACAUCAACAUUGGCUCCGUCUACCACCUUUUCCCAUCUUAAGAAAAUUUAUGUAGGGAGAUGCUCAAGUAUGAAGACGUUGCUUCCACAUUGGUUGCUUCCAAACCUCCAAAACCUGGAAAAAAUACAGGUGGAGGAUUGUAGCCAGCUAGUAGAAAUAUUGGGAGCAGAAACAUCAGAAGUUGAAGAAAAAGGGAGUGAUGCAUUAAUCAAAUUCCAUCUUCCCAAAUUGAGAGAACUGGAAUUGUGGGUAUUACCAAAUUUGAAGAGCAUAUGCAGCAAAAGUGGAGUGAUGGUUUGUGAUUCUCUCCAACUUAUCCAUAUUACUAGUUGUGAUAAACUGAAGAGAAUUCCUCCAUCUGUUCCCCUUGUUGGCAAUGGGCAGCCAUUUGCAUAUGCUCCACCUUCUCUUACCAUCAGGUCAUGGAAAGACUGGUGGGAAUCGUUGGAGUGGGAUGACCAUCCAAACUUUAAAAAUGUUCUUCAACCCCUUUGGAAGGAUAAAAGGCGUAUUUGGUGAUGAUGUUGAAGAGAAAGAUAAAAGGGUUGGUGGGAAAGAAGGAUAGUGCAAAAGAGAGGAGAAAAGGAAUGAUGGAAGGAAGAGGUCAUGUAACUCACUGUUUACAAAAUAAGGAUCACACGGACGGAUGACACAGCCGUGCAUUAGGCCAUGUGAGACACACGGGCAAGCAAACAGGUAAAUCACAGGCUUAGAUGAGUUGGUGGAUGGGGAGCUCAGUUUCAGUAUUUUAAACUGUUUAGUAGUACUAGUAUUGUUAGUUGUUUUUCGCGUUUUCAAUUUAGUUGGACGAUAAACCAAAUUUCUUGCCUUGUUAGUUCUUUAAAUCUUAUAUGACUCUGAAGGAUUUUAAAGCUAAGUUAUGAAGUUGCUUUAUUAUUAUUA